AUGAGACAGCUAUUCGAGCUUCAGCCGUCUUAUUGGUCGUGGACCAAAGGCCUCAAGGCCAUUGAUCAAGUGCUAGAGAUACUCGAGUAUCUUCAUUCUCGGAACAUCGCACACUGCGAUUACAUGUUGGAAAAUGUUGUUUGGGCAAGAGGCGACGAACCCGUCCAAGGCGCUGUGCCCCACCAACCGUACAUCAUCGACUUCGAGCGAUCUAUGGUUCUUCCGCUUGGACCUGGAAAACAGGGCCGCGUCCAGAUACCUGACACCAGAUUCAUCGAAGACGACGAGCCGCCGCUGGACCCAUACGCGUGGGACAUGUACUGCUUCGGUCGCGACAUCUACACGUUCGUCGUCCACUUCAACUAUGAUUCUCGCGUAAACCAUACAGAGCCGUGGGUCCUCAAAUGGUAUCAAGAUUGGAUAUAUGGCAUUGAGGACAAGUGCCGAGGCUGUCCCGAUGUCGCGCCGGAAUUCAAAGACCUGGAGGACAAAGACGCCGCCAACAAGGAGCCCGAGGGACACCGCGCGCGACUGGUCGAGCAUGACGGCACGGGCGGGGGCGGGGCGAUGCGGAGCGGGGGGACGGGCGCAACAGAGGCUCGCGGGAGGUAUUUAGUCAGACCCCCGCACCCUGUUUUCGAGCCAGACGAGAACAGGGCGGUCUCGAGCAGUCGCCCCACCUGA
Messenger RNA from Epithele typhae, 684 nucleotides. RefSeq lists its product as uncharacterized. The record is from RefSeq and is a predicted model, not a curated record. The transcript has 5 exons. NCBI's taxonomy places the organism in Eukaryota, Fungi, Basidiomycota, Agaricomycetes, Polyporales, Epitheliaceae. The coding region runs from base 1 to 684 and encodes 227 amino acids.